AUGGCAUGGCAACCAGCACCCGAGUCCUUGAGCCAGCUUGCGGCUUGUCUCAAGGACUCUCUUAGCGGCUUCAACAAGGCUGCUCAGAAGCAGGCUGAAAUCAUGCUCACACAAGCCAAGUCGUCGCCUGAUAUUAACAACUACCUCGUAUACCUCUUCUCGAGCACUGAACCUCCGGCUGGACUGCAAUGCUCUGCUGAAGACUAUCACCUCGUCCGGGCCGCUGCUGCCAUCAUGCUGAAGAACAAUGUCAAGACUGACUACAAGCAAAUUCCUGAAUCCAGUUUUACCCUGAUCAAGAUGGCCAUACCCAUGGUAUUGGAGGACAAGAACUCUCAAAUGCGCAACUAUGCUGGAAACAUUGCGACUGAAAUCAUUCGCAGAGGUGGCCUGCUUAGUUGGCCAGAGCUUUUACCGAAGCUGCUCGAGCUCAUUGGCAACGAGACCGGACAGGUUUCCCCGGAAGCGCAGGAGGGUGCCAUGAUUGCCAUGGCAAAGAUCUGUGAAGACAACACCAAGAUGCUCGAGCGUGAACUCAACGGCCAGCGACCGCUGAACUUCAUCCUGCCGAAGCUCAUCGAAGCUACCAAGAACCCAUUGCCCAGAGUUCGCGCCCAGGCCUUGACGGCGAUCAAUGUUUUCACGCCUCGAAAGUCUCAGGCUAUGCUGAACUCCAUUGACAGCCUUCUUCAACACCUAUUCACACUAGCAAGCGACACACAUCCCGAUGUUCGACGACAAGUAUGUAGAGCCUUCGUCCAGCUGGUUGAAACUCGUGCGGACAAGCUUCGGCCCCAUCUCUCUGGCCUGGUUGACUACAUCAUCAGCCAGCAGAAGAGUGAUGACGAGGAGUUGGCUUGUGACGCUGCCGAGUUCUGGCUGGCUGUGGGUGAGCACGAUUCUUUGUGGGAGAAUCUGACGCCGUACAUUGGAAAAAUUAUCCCCGUACUUCUUGAGUGUAUGGUAUACAGUCCCGAGGAUAUCGCAUUGCUUGGUGGCGCUUCCGACGAUGAAGACGAGGAGGAUAGGGAAGAGGACAUCAAGCCACAGUUUGCCAAGAAGCAGUCAGGAAGAAACGCCACUGAAGCUUCGGCAGAUGCAAACGAGAAUGGCAAUGCCUAUGAGAAGCUCGCCAACAUGGACGAUGAUCUGGAGGAUGGCGAAGUCGAGGAAGAUGAGGAUGGUAACGACGAGAACCCAGAUGAGCGAUGGACACUGCGAAAGUGCUCUGCUGCUGCCCUCGAUGUUUUUGCCAGAGAUUACCGCGCACCCGUCUUCGAGUCCAUCUUGCCUUACCUAACCAAGAACCUUAAGCAUGAGGACUGGCCUUACCGGGAGGCCGCCGUUUUGGCAUUGGGCGCUAUUGCCGAUGGCUGUAUCGAUGUCGUCACUCCUCAUCUACCCGACUUGGUCCCAUAUCUCAUCACGCUUCUCAACGAUCCCGAGCCCGUCGUCCGCCAGAUUACUUGUUGGACUCUCGGUCGUUACUCUUCAUGGGCAGCGCAACUUUCUGAUCCUGCUCAGAAACAGGCCUUCUUUGAGCCAAUGAUGGAGGGUAUUUUGAUGAAGAUGCUGGACAAGAACAAAAAGGUCCAGGAAGCAGGCGCAUCCGCCUUUGCCAACCUCGAAGAUAAGGCCGGCAAGAACAUCGAGCCGUACAGUGGGCCCAUUAUUCAGCAGUUUGUCCGCUGCUUUGCCAAGUACAAGGAUAGGAACAUGUUUAUCCUCUACGACUGUGUUCAAACCCUGGCUGAACACAUCGGACCAACACUAGCACGUCCCGAACUCGUCAACCAGCUGAUGCCGGCCUUGAUUGACAGAUGGCAAAAGGUACCGGACCAGUCGCGAGAGUUAUUCCCGCUACUCGAGUGUUUGUCUUAUGUGUCCAUGGCGCUCAAUGACGGAUUCACUCCCUACGCCCAACCCAUUUUCAACCGCUGCGUCAAAAUCAUACACGACAACCUUGAGGCCUCCAUAGCUUUGGCAAACAACCCCUCUGUCGAUGUACCCGAUAAGGAUUUCCUCGUUACCAGCUUGGAUCUUUUAAGUGCCAUUGUCCAGGCACUCGAACCGCAAAAGUCGGCUCAGCUUGUCAAGGAAUCUUCUUUGCCUGUGUUUGAACUGCUGGCCUUCUGCAUGGAGGAUCCCGCCGACGAAGUUCGCCAGUCAGCCUAUGCUCUACUUGGAGACUGCGCAAAAUACAUCUUUGGUGAGCUCGCCAACGCUUUGAACAACAUCCUCCCAGUGCUUCUCAAGCAGCUGGAUUUGAGCGAUAUUCUCGAUGAGGAGAUUGAGAGCGGUUUCAGCGUUGUGAACAAUGCAUGCUGGUCGGCUGGAGAAAUUGCUAUUCAGUGGAGAGAAGGAUUGGCACAGUUUGUGCCUGAAUUAUUCAGGCGCUUGGUGGACAUUAUCGUGGACCCCAACAUCCCCAAGAGUGUCAGCGAAAAUGCUGCCAUCGCGUUGGGUCGUCUCGGACUCGGCAACGCGGGCUUAUUGGCACCGCAAGUUGCGAAUUGGGCGGAGGAAUUCUUGAACGCAAUGGACGAGGUUGACCCGUCCGACGAAAAAGCAACUGCAUUUAGAGGAUUCACUGCGAUCGUCGAACAAAAUCCAAUGGCUAUGGAGAAGUCUCUCCUUCACUUUUUUACUUCGAUUGCGAGGUAUAGAGACCUGAAGCUGCGCAGCGAUGCCAAGCAUGGCCUGCACGAUGAUUUUCAAAAGAUCAUCAACGUCUACCGCGGACUCAUCCCCCAAUUCAACGAUUUUGUUCAUCAGAUGCAGCCUCAAGAUCAGCAGGCACUUGUUGCCAACUAUGGUAUAUAG
Messenger RNA from Pestalotiopsis fici W106-1, 2823 nucleotides. RefSeq lists its product as uncharacterized. Gene Ontology annotation, cellular component: cytoplasm; nucleus. The coding region runs from base 1 to 2823 and encodes 940 amino acids. Gene Ontology annotation, biological process: protein import into nucleus. Gene Ontology annotation, molecular function: small GTPase binding; nuclear import signal receptor activity. NCBI's taxonomy places the organism in Eukaryota, Fungi, Ascomycota, Sordariomycetes, Amphisphaeriales, Sporocadaceae. The record is from RefSeq and is a predicted model, not a curated record. The transcript is spliced from 3 exons.